This is a messenger RNA of Daktulosphaira vitifoliae (grape phylloxera), 654 nucleotides long. RefSeq names its product 40S ribosomal protein S23 (gene RpS23). Gene Ontology annotation, biological process: translation. Lineage: Eukaryota; Metazoa; Arthropoda; Insecta; Hemiptera; Phylloxeridae. The record is from RefSeq and is a predicted model, not a curated record. Gene Ontology annotation, molecular function: structural constituent of ribosome. Gene Ontology annotation, cellular component: cytosolic small ribosomal subunit; ribosome. The coding region runs from base 165 to 596 and encodes 143 amino acids. The transcript is spliced from 4 exons.
GUCAAUACAUGGCAUCGUUCAUAACCUAUAAUCUCCAAAUCGAUCAUUUUUCCGUGUUGUUUGGAGUUCGUAAAAUUAAAAAAGUUUUCGCAUAGAAAUUCAAUUUUUUUUUAAAGGUAUUUUGCUCUAAUUAAAUUUUUUGUUAGUCAUUAUCUCUCAUCAUAAUGGGUAAACCUCGUGGUAUUCGUACGGCACGUAAACAUGUUAACCAUCGUCGUGUACAAAAGUGGGCUGAUAAAGAUUAUAAAAAAGCACAUUUAGGAACAAGAUGGAAAGCCAAUCCUUUUGGAGGAGCAUCUCACGCUAAAGGAAUUGUUUUAGAAAAAGUUGGUGUUGAAGCUAAGCAACCUAACUCUGCUAUUCGGAAGUGUGUUCGUGUACAAUUAAUAAAGAAUGGGAAAAAAAUUACUGCAUUCGUACCCAGAGAUGGUUGUUUAAAUUACAUUGAAGAAAACGAUGAAGUAUUAGUUGCUGGUUUUGGUAGGAAGGGUCAUGCUGUAGGAGAUAUUCCUGGAGUACGAUUUAAGGUUGUCAAAGUAGCUAAUGUUUCAUUGCUAGCUCUUUACAAAGAAAAGAAGGAAAGACCAAGGUCUUAAAUGUUUAUGUUGAUUAAUAAUUUUUUUUUUAAUAAAGCAACAACUAUAAACACCUUGA